GCAGUUGUCUUUAUUUUCCAAUUCCCCCCUUUAUAGAAGAACUACACCUCAAGAAGCCAAACACUUAAGUUAUACUAAAGUUGCAAUGGCUUCAGGGAAGGGAAUUAAUGGACGCGACAGUCUUGAAUUUGAGGCUGAGGCAAAAGAAGCAGACUAGCUGCAAUGGAGUGAGGGCGGGAGCUCCAGGUUCUGACCAAUCAGAAUGGAUGUCAAUGAUCAACAAAGAGGAAAGAAGAAACAUGGGAGCAGCUGUGAAACAGAGGAAGAUCGAAAUAAACCAACAUACUGUGUGACUGACGUUCCCCCGUGGUACCUUUGUAUUUUUCUGGCCAUUCAGCAUUACCUGACAUCAUUCGGUGCCAUGACCUCCAUCCCCCUCAUUCUCUCGGAGGGGCUGUGUCUGCAGCACGACAGCCUGACCCAGAGUCAGCUCAUUAACACAAUUUUCUUCUCCUCUGGCCUGAUCACCAUGCUGCAGGUCACCUUUGGUAUCAGGCUUCCCAUCCUACAGGGGGGCACCUUUGCUUUGUUGACCCCCGCCAUGGCCAUGUUGUCCAUGCCAGAGUGGAAGUGCCCAGCUUGGACCCAGAACGCCAGUCUGGUCAACACCUCCUCCCCUCUCUUCAUAGAAGUGUGGCAGACCCGCAUGAGAACACUGCAGGGCUCUAUCAUGGUGGCGUCUCUGCUCCAGAUCCUGAUCGGUUUCUCGGGCCUCAUCGGCUUCCUCAUGCGCUUCGUUGGCCCGUUAACCAUUGCCCCCACAGUCUCUCUCAUAGGCCUGUCACUGUACGAAUCAGUCGGAGCCAAGGUCGGCAGCCACUGGGGCAUCUCUGCUAUGACCACGGUGCUGAUCAUCCUGUUCUCCCAGUACCUCCGUCGCAUACCAAUCCCUGUUCCUGCAUACAGCAAAGCCAAGAAACUCCACACUUCAAAGUUAUAUAUCUUCCAAAUAAUGCCUAUUCUGUUGGGCAUUGCGGUGUCAUGGUUAGUCUGCUACCUCCUCACCAUCACUGACGUCCUACCAUCUGAUCCAGACCAGUAUGGCCACCUGGCCCGCACCGAUGUGAAGGGAGAUGUGCUGAACCAGGCUUCCUGGUUCACAUUACCGUAUCCCGGUCAGUGGGGCAUGCCAGCUGUGAGCCUGGCCGGUGUGUUUGGCAUGAUGGCUGGAAUAGUGUGCUCCAUGGCCGAGUCCGUGGGCGACUACCACGCCUGUGCCAGGCUGUCCGGGGCCCCUCCUCCACCCAAGCACGCCAUCAGCCGGGGCAUUGGUGUUGAAGGGCUCGGCAGUUUGUUGGCGGGGGCCUUUGGCACAGGCAACGGAACGACCUCAUUCAGUGAGAAUGUGGCGGCUCUGGGGAUCACGAAGGUGGGUAGCCGGAUGGUCAUUCUGGUGAGUGGAGUGUUAAUGAUUUUGAUGGGCAUGCUGGGUAAAAUUGGAGCCAUCUUCACCACCAUCCCCACCCCUGUGAUGGGAGGGAUGUUCCUGAUCAUGUUUGGAGUCAUAACUGCAGCAGGAGUUUCUAACCUGCAGUCCACAGACAUGAACUCCUCCAGGAAUAUAUUUGUUUUUGGUUUUUCCAUGUUUUCUGCACUCGUCAUUCCGAACUUUAUAAUGAAGAAUCCAGAUUUAUUACAAACAGGUGUUAAAGAGGUAGACCAAGUGUUACGCAUAUUAUUGACCACAAAUAUGUUCGUGGGAGGGGUUCUUGGCUUCUUCCUGGACAACACAAUUCCCGUGUUUAAUGCCACCGCCUUAGGGACCAAGCGUGAGCGCGGCCUCUUAACCUGGGACAAAGUGGAUCUUGAGGACUCUAUCUACGCCGUUGGGACUGAAGAGGUGUACGACCUCCCCUUUGGCAUAACCUCUCGCCUCUCGUCCCAAUCGUGGGUUCGCUACGUCCCCUUCUGCCCGUGGAAGGGUAACAGAUCUAAGUACAGGUCGGAGGACAACAACACGCCACAGGAGCAACCCCUCAGAGGAACAGUGGUCAAUGCUGAACUUGCUCUAUGAGGUCUGGAGUAGAUGUGGUGUCAUAGAAUGGAAACAGCCAGGAUAUUUAUGCAUGCUAUGAUUUAUUUCAAUAUGUCUUUUACAAAUGAACAUUAAAAAACUCUGGACAAAAAGUCAGCGCAUUUUAAAUACUAUUUAUUUACAUAAGACUCGUGCCCGUUUUAGCCCCUCCUCCAAUAUGCGAUUAUCGAGAUUA
Messenger RNA from Anoplopoma fimbria (sablefish), 2210 nucleotides. Its product is annotated as solute carrier family 23 member 1-like. NCBI's taxonomy places the organism in Eukaryota, Metazoa, Chordata, Actinopteri, Perciformes, Anoplopomatidae. Gene Ontology annotation, cellular component: membrane. The record is from RefSeq and is a predicted model, not a curated record. The transcript is spliced from 13 exons. Gene Ontology annotation, biological process: transmembrane transport. Gene Ontology annotation, molecular function: transmembrane transporter activity. The coding region runs from base 203 to 2014 and encodes 603 amino acids.